Limanda limanda (common dab) is the source of this 3877-nucleotide messenger RNA. Its product is annotated as zinc fingers and homeoboxes protein 1-like. Gene Ontology annotation, cellular component: nucleus. Lineage: Eukaryota; Metazoa; Chordata; Actinopteri; Pleuronectiformes; Pleuronectidae. The coding region runs from base 403 to 3255 and encodes 950 amino acids. The transcript is spliced from 8 exons. Gene Ontology annotation, molecular function: DNA-binding transcription factor activity, RNA polymerase II-specific; DNA binding. The record is from RefSeq and is a predicted model, not a curated record. Gene Ontology annotation, biological process: regulation of transcription by RNA polymerase II.
UAGAAUAAAGAUGGCCGCCGUCAGGUCGGUGGAAGCGACGGAGUCUUCUUCAUCAAACUGUGUGUUUCACUGACGACGCGCUGGACGAUGCGGGGACCGGGGACGCUCCCUGGCAGCCGAGCUACCGGGCGCUAGUCGGGCUCGUCCCGGCGUGAGAGCGGCUCCGCGGGCGGCUGCAGCCGAUGGGCUCCUCGGGGUGUUCGGGUAAAAAAGACGGAAGACUGCGCAUCAACAGAGCGAAGCGGCGAUGCUAACAUGCUAACCUGCUAACUGUAAUAAAGCUGAAGACACUGAGGACGUGGUUCUGCACGGAGACGCCAGCGGACGGCGUCCAGUGAGACUCUCUCUCUCUCUCUCUCUCUCUCUCUCUCUCUCUCUCUCUCUCUCUCGCUCGGCCUCAGCAUGGCGAGCAGGAGGAAGUCCACCGUCCCCUGCAUGGUUCCUCCCAGAGAGGCCGUGGACUCGGACCAGGAGAUGGAGGAGGUCCCGGAGGAGACGGACGGGGACGGGGAGGACGCUCACGGCGUGGGGGGCGUGUCCACGGAGGUCAGCGACCUGCCGGGGGGGGGCGACCCGGACCCGGCCGAGGGAGGGUACGAGUGUAAAUACUGCAGCUUCCAGACGUCGGAGCUGAACCUGUUCACGAUGCACGUGGACACGCAGCACCCGGACGUGGUCCUCAACACGUCAUACGUGUGCGUGGCGUGUGACUACCACACCAAGAGUUACGACACGCUGCUCGCCCACAACGCCCGCCUGCACCCGGGCGAGGACGGCUUCACCCGGACGCUGGUGAAGAGGAACAACGAGACCGUCGUCCAGCAGACGCUCAACGACCUGACCUUCGACGGCAGCUUCGUCAAAGAGGAAGAGGAGGAGCCUGAGGAGCCGGAGGGGGCGUCCCACACGAGCAUCGCCCUCAGCAAGACGCCCAUCAUGAGGAUCCGGAGCAGGGCGGAGCCUAAGAAGUUCACUGCUACGCACAAGAUGGCCGUGGACGACAUCAUCAAAGUGGAGAGCGACGACGAGGACGAGGAGAACAAGGCCCCGCCCACUCUGUCUCCCGCCCCGAUGACCCCUGCCGCCGCCCUGACCCCUUGCCUCGUCCCCGUGUCCUCGCCGCUGCAGGUCCAGGCCGUCCCGCAGAGCAUCGUGGUCAACAGCUCCAACCUGCUGCACUUUAAAGGCGGGUCGGCCGGCGGCGUGCUGCCCCCGGGGACGCUGGCCCAGGUGCUGUCGGCGCUGCAGCAGCAGCACGGCGCCCAGAGCCAGACGCAGCUGCUCAUCCCCAUCAGCAGCAUCCCCACCUACAACAGCGCCAUGGACAACAACGUCCUGCUGGUCAGCGCCUACAACCGGUUCCCGUACCCGUCGGUCUCUGAGAUCAUGGGCCUGUCGUCUCAGACCAAGUUCAGUGAGGAGCAGAUCAAGGUGUGGUUCUCUGCUCAGAGGCUGAAGCACGGAGUCAGCUGGACGCCGGAGGAGGUGGAGGAGGCGCGGAGGAAGAAGUUCAACGGCACGGUGCAGAGCGGCCAUCAGACCAUCACCGUCAUCCCCGCCAACAUGGCCGCCGCCACCAACGGCCUGCAGUCCAUCUUCCAGACGUGUCAGAUCGUGGGACAGCCGGGUCUCAUCCUCACGCAGGUGGGCGGUACCGCCAGCAACUUGCCCGUGGCGUCCCCCAUCACCCUGACGGUGGCGGGCGUCCCCGGCAACCAGCCGAAAGCUGCCGAGCCCUCCACGUCCGAGUCCAAGACGGAGAUGUCGGCGUCUUCGGCCGGUUCGGACGCCGCGGGGACGAAACCCAAGAAGUCGAAGGAGCAGCUGGCGGAGCUGAAGGCGAGCUACGGCCGGAGGCAGUUCGCCACGGAGGUGGAGAUCUCUCGCCUCAUGCAGGUCACCAAACUCUCCAAGCGGGCGAUCAAGAAGUGGUUCAGCGACACGCGCUACAACCAGAGGAACUCCAGGGAUCACCACGGCGUCCUGCUGAGUGAGGCGGCGCCCGGCAGAGCGCCGUCCGCAGGGGGGGGCCGAGCGGGAAGGAGCAGCGGCGGGAGUCUGAACGACAGCACCUGCAGCGACCACGCCUCCAACACCAUCGUUAUCGACUCCAGCGACGACGCCAGCGACUGCUCCCCGACCUCCGCCAGCGUCCCGGGGGCGUCCUGUCCCGCCAGCGCCCCGCGGGUCAAGUUCCGCCACGCCUUCCCUGACUUCACGCCACAGAAGUUCAAGGAAAAGACUCCGGAGCAGCUCCUCCUCCUGGAGGCCAGCUUCCAGGAGUUAGACACGCCCUCUGACGAGGAGCUGAGCCGGCUGCGAGCCGAGACCAAGCUGACGCGGCGCGAGGUCGACGCCUGGUUCACCGAGAGGCGGAAGGUCCCGCCUCCGGCCAAAGAUGGCGACGGCGACGCGGACGAGGAGAAGGUAAAACCGGCCUCGGCUCAGGAGAGGCACGCGACUCCCCCUGGUGGCAGGAAGCUGGUGAAGAAGACGCCGGAGCAGCUCCACAUCCUGAAGAAGGCGUUCGUCCGCUCGCAGUGGCCGACGCCCGAGGAGUACGACUCCAUGACGGAGGACAGCCGCCUGCCCAGGGCCUACAUCGUCAACUGGUUCGGAGACACGCGCUACGCCUGCAAGAACAGCAACCUCAAGUGGUACUACCUCUACCAGAGCGGCAAGGAGGACGAGGCGCUGAACGGCGUCGUCAAGAAGAAGCCGAGGAAGCGUUUCCGAGGUUGGUCCAGGAGGACGCGCCGGCCUUCUCCCUGCAAAUCUUCGCCACAGGGGGGCGCCACCGCCAUCAAGGUGAAGUCGGGCAAAGCGUUUCUGAAGGACUACUUCCUCCGACACCGAGUCCUGAGUGAGAAGGACCUGGACGACCUGGUGACCAAGUCCAGCAUGAGCUACGAGCACGUGAGGGACUGGUUCUCCGCCACCGCCAGGCGGGUGGAGGAGGGCAAGGAGCCGUUCAGUGACGAGGAGGCUGAGGGGGAGGAGGCUGAGGGGGAGGAUGAGGACGAGGAAGGGGAGGAGGAGACGGCGGCCGAGGCAGAAGAAGAAGAAGAAGAGCACGGAUGCAGCGAGGAAGAGAUGGAGGUGAAGGAACAAGGAGAGGAGGCUUCAGAGGACGACUGCAAGGAGGAAGAGGAGGAGGAAGAGGAGGAGGAGGAAGAGGCAGAGGUAGAGGAGGAGAUCCAGGAGGAAGCUGGAGGAGUCAGCCAAUCACAGCCUCCGGCCGAGGAGCAGACAUGAGCCUGCAGACUGAGCAUCGCCCCCCCGACCCGCGGAGCCGCCACCGACAGAUGCUCGUCAGUGUUUCUCAGCCGGCGGCUCGGGACCCGGAGACGCCGCAGGCCGCUCAGAGCGACCGACCACGUGACACUGACACGCCGGCGUGGUGACCUCGACUUGAACUCUGGGUCCUGAUGAAGCUGAGAAGCACUGAGACAACGAGUGUUUGUUGUGAUGAACUCUGGGACCAACUCAACGUGGAAGACGCUUCUCGCUUCUCGCCGAGCGGCGCCGGCGUCUCGAGAGUAAGUUCCAGCUCCGCCCCUCUACAACUCACAAGCCUUUUAUUCUGCUGAGAGUGACGGGCUUUUGUUUUGGCCUUUACGUCACUUUUUCUUAUUAUAAAAAUGCGUUUUAAGGUAAACUUUGUAUAAAGGAAAAAAAAAUCCAAAACAUUUCUGAGAGGUGAGACCUCGUGAUUCUGUCGAGAUUCAAACUUUCUCAGAGAAACGACUUCGCCCCAAAACCCGACAGUUGUUUCUCCUCUGAGACACGACUUCCUGAAUCAGUGCCAUUCUGUUCAUAACUGUGUUUUACAUUUAAAAAAAAGUGCUGGAAUAAAUUCCACGUUUUAACUCUUUUA